This is a messenger RNA of Ziziphus jujuba (common jujube), 1630 nucleotides long. RefSeq names its product transcription factor RAX3. The transcript is spliced from 3 exons. The coding region runs from base 367 to 1386 and encodes 339 amino acids. NCBI's taxonomy places the organism in Eukaryota, Viridiplantae, Streptophyta, Magnoliopsida, Rosales, Rhamnaceae. The record is from RefSeq and is a predicted model, not a curated record.
AAGGAUAAUUAACAAUAGUAACAUAUGAUAUAAAGAAAGAUUAUAUUGUAGAUUCUGAACUAAGAAAGACAAUGAGAAAACCCUGGUCUUACUGUUCUGGCAUUUCCAAUUUCUUCAAUAUUUUAAUACCAUAAAGCCUCAUCUUUUUUUUUUCCAAUUCACCUUUUUGAAAUUCUGUGACCCUUUCCAUGUUUCUUCUCCUCCAGCUAUUAUGCUCUCUCUCUCUCUCUCUUUUUCUAUCUUAUAUAUAUAAAUAUAUAUAUAUAUAAAUUAACGUUAUCAUUAUUGGUAUAAUCAAGUGGGUAACAAACACAGCGGCUAUCUAACUAGAGUCUCACAACAACAACAACAAACCCAGAAACAAAAAUGGGGAGAGCUCCUUGCUGUGACAAAGCCAACGUCAAGAAAGGUCCAUGGUCGCCUGAAGAAGAUGCCAAACUCAAAGCUUACAUUGAAGAGCACGGUACUGGUGGUAACUGGAUUGCUUUGCCUCAGAAGAUAGGCCUUAAAAGAUGUGGGAAAAGCUGUCGUCUUAGGUGGUUGAAUUAUCUCCGCCCAAAUAUCAAACAUGGCGGCUUCUCGGAGGAAGAAGAUAACAUUAUUUGCAGCCUCUACAUAAGCAUCGGAAGCAGGUGGUCUAUCAUCGCAUCACAGUUACCAGGACGGACUGAUAAUGAUAUAAAGAACUACUGGAACACGAGGCUGAAGAAGAAGCUACUCGGAAAGCAGCGCAGAGAGCAAGCUCAAGCUCGGCGAGCAAACAACAACCUAAUAAAGCAAGAGAUCAAGAGAGAAACCGAGAGUUUUCAUGUUCUUCCUGGGUUUCUUGUGAACCAAACACUACCCUAUUGGCAGGAUCAUCAGCUUCCUGGAGCAUCAUUUUCGCCACCGGUGGUGAAUCCGAGUAAUUACUACAACCCACAACUCAAAAAUUAUGAAGAUCAAACCGCCAUUAAGAAUUUGCUGAUCAAACUUGGUGGAAGAUUUUCCACUCAAAGUCAAACUACCACAACCACAGAAUUUCACUAUCCCAAUCCCAUGGUUGAUAUUUCCUCUGCGCCGCUGCAAGAUCAAGUAUUUGCUAAUUAUGAUCAACAAUUGGCAAGCACACAGUAUGAGGAAGAUGGGUGUGGUUCAACCAUGUUUCAAGGGCUUGAGAGUCUACAAGCUGAACUAAGCCAACUGAUCUAUAGCAGCAGCUCACAGAUUGAUGGUUCGGAGAGCUUUUAUGGAGUAGACAUGGUCAAUGGUAGUACUACUACUACUACUACUAAUACAGGCGGUGGUACUAGUAGCACUUCUGCAGAUAGUGGAAGUUGGGGAUCAGAAAUGAACUCCUUUGUUUAUCCUCCAAUGGUUUCAGGCUUCUCUAAAACCUACCAAUGAGAGGCCGAGGCAUGGAUCCCCUUCAAGUUUCUGGUUCUGGCUUUUUGUUUGAAGAGUCAAGCUAAUUAAUAUAGGCACAUGUGAAGGUGUGUAGAUUUUAGGGGGGUCUAGGGGAAAAAAAUUGGUGUCAGAAUUAUUAAUUCCAGCAAAUUUACUAUAAUAAAUAUUUCAUCAAUUGCUUAGAAAUUGUUUUUACUCUGUAGUACCUUAACACUUUCUUUCAUUAGUUUUUGACUAUCUCUUU